AUGAUUCUCUCACGAUCCAUGUCUUGUAGAACUAAUUUGAACUUGGCGGAUGAUCCUCUAACGCAUCAUGAACACUACUUGGCAAAUAUGAUUCAAGCUGAAAAGCAGACAAGCAUAGUAUUGUCGUGUCUACUCAGGAUACUACUGCUCUACAAACAUGAUGCUCGCUACAAGAACUCACCUCGCUAUCUAAGAUUGUGGAUUACCUAUAUUUUCUAUCUUCGUACACCUCUCAUUUAUCCUACUUUAUUUGGUUUGAUAGAUAACAGAAUAGGCGAUAAGGUUGCUCUUCUCUAUGAAGCUAUUGCAUAUCAGCAAUUGAAAGAAGGACGAUACCGCGAUGUGGAGGCGACACUCAAACUAGGCAUCAGACGAAGGGCUUUUCCACUAGGCAAGCUGAAUCGCAUCUUGCAAGAAUACAAGUCGACUGGAUCACUGCACUUUGAUGUGAGCCAAUACACACUGGAUUCAUACCAAAUAUCGACUCAAAUCGAUCAACAUGAAGAGCAUGCAGCUAACGUGCUAAAUGUCAACCAGCCUUUGAGAUGCCAUUUGAAUUGGAUCAAUUUGAAAUUGCAACAUGCAACACGCGCAAAUGUACUUCGUCGAUGCUCCAAGCACCAUUCUUCCUAUGAGGAAUUGCGAGCCAAAACCUAUUACAAUGGUCUCAUUUACAACGCAAUCAACAUGGGUCAAUGUAUCAAAAAAGGGGGGAACAAUACCGUACGGGGUUUUACAUUUCAAUUGCAAAAGGAGACUCCUGCUGCUCUAUUCCCGCAUUAUAGUAGCAAGGUUAUUCCGGUCCAAGAAAAGGAGACGAAUGAUCAUCAGCAGGUGGUACAAUUGCCACACAAUCCUGGUUUUAUUGCACAUCAACUCAUGCUGAGUGGUGUACUUGACCGUGAGACUUACCACUUUCUAGACACAUCAAGUGCACAAGAUGAUAUUCUGGUCAAAUUAAAGACUUGGUUCCAUGGCAAGGCAUCCAGCAAGCUUGUUCAGAAAAAGCCCAUCAUGUUGGACAAGGACUCAUUUCACGUGGUGCGCCAACUAGGCCAAGGUGGUCUGGCUGAUGUCUAUUUAGUUCAACACACAGAAACCUCUGCCUAUUAUGGUCUCAAAGUACAACAGCCUGCUCAUCCUUGGGAAUAUUACAUACUCUGCCAGAUACACAGCCGAAAAUCAACUGAUAUCAAUGUACUGGACGUGUAUGAUUUCUACCACUACAGCGAUGCGAGCUUUCUGUUGAUGCAGCUGAUUCGAAACGGCACCUUGCUAGACGCUCUCAACUUGUAUCGUCUCUCCAAAUGCUGCAUGCCUGAAUCAAUUGUUGUUAUCAUCAUCACACACUUGCUGGAAGAGUUGAUCAAGUUACACCACAUUCAAAUUGCUCACAAUGACCUUAAAUUGGAUAAUAUCAUGCUAGUCUUUUCCUCUGUAGAAAGAAAUAUUGCUGAAUUCCCAAGGUUAAUGAUGAUAGACUUUGGUCAUUCCAUCAACGUGUCAGCAUUACCUCCGCAUAGUUUAUGUAAAGCAAACUGGCCACCAGCUUGUCCAAGAUCAGACUUUCCAAAGCUGAAUCAACCAUAUCCGCCAUUCCACGCAGACUAUUGGCAAUUAGCGGCUAUGGUACACCUGCUGUUGUACGGUACACCCAUGCUGACAAGUAAAACCAGCCGUGAACAGUACACAAUAUUACAGCCUAUUCGACGCUAUUGGCAAAAGGACGUUUGGACGGAUUUCUUCCAGACCUUACUGAACCCAACACUGAGCUCUGAACAUGUCAAACUGCAAGAUCUACUGGGCCGAUUUCAACAAGCUAGUCGAAAUGUACCUCGACACGAAAUCAACUCGUUCACAUCGAUGCUCCAGGAUAAAGUAUUUACUAAAUAG
This is a messenger RNA of Mucor velutinosus, 1893 nucleotides long. RefSeq lists its product as uncharacterized. The record is from RefSeq and is a predicted model, not a curated record. The coding region runs from base 1 to 1893 and encodes 630 amino acids. Gene Ontology annotation, molecular function: ATP binding; protein kinase activity. NCBI's taxonomy places the organism in Eukaryota, Fungi, Mucoromycota, Mucoromycetes, Mucorales, Mucoraceae. Gene Ontology annotation, cellular component: nucleus. Gene Ontology annotation, biological process: mitotic spindle assembly checkpoint signaling; protein phosphorylation; meiotic sister chromatid cohesion, centromeric. The transcript is spliced from 3 exons.